AUGGCAGACAACACCAGAAUGAAGGGUUUGGAGGCCGACAUCAAGAAGCUGUUCCAGAUGAUGGAGUCGAUGAUGGAAGAGAACAGAUCUGAGCGUGCUCGAUUGAAGGAAGCAACAGAUCUGAAAUUCGAGUCUCUCCAAGCCUCCAUUUCCCAAAUUGCUAAUGAGUAUUCUCAAGCUCGCUCGGUGGUCUUGGGUUCUCACCAUGGCACGAACUCCGGAGGGGAUCAGUCUGGGCGCGGUGCUGCGCAACCCAGGAAGGUAAACUGCGACUUGGCCAAAUUUGACGGAUCUGAUGCCUUAGCUUGGAUUUGUUCUGUGGAUCAAUAUUUUGAGUUCUUUCGGGUUCCCGAAGAGGAACAAGUGGGUCUCGCUGCAAUGCACAUGUCGGGUAUGGCAAUUCCCUGGUUUCAGAUGACGCAACGCACAUCCCCCUUUCGUUCUUGGACCCAAUUGAAGAGAUCAAUUGAAAUUGAAUUUGGUCCUUCACUGUUUGAAUCGCCGAGAGAACUUCUUUUCAAACUCCAACAGCGAGGGACGGUUUCCGAAUAUUAUGCAGAAUUUGUGGCAUUGGCUAACCGAUCCCACAUUGAUCCCCCGGAUGCCUUGAUGGAUUGUUUCAUUAGCGGGUUACAGCAGGAUAUUAGGCGCGAAGUCAAGGCGCAAUGCCCGCCUUCCUUAAUGAGGGCCGUGAGUUUGGCCCGUUUAUACGAGGAUAAGUUCUCACCCAACCCGCCUACCACUACGGCGCCGGCCUCGUUCCGCUCUGUUAACCCUCCGACAUUGGCUCUAACUCAACCUAAGCCUUCUCUAUGUACAGGCUCUCCUCCAUUACUACCAGCGCCAUCACCACGAUCUUCCACUUCUUCUCCACGGAAUCCGAUUCGCAGGUUAUCCUCAACUGAAAUUCAGGCUAAGAGGGCCAAAGGCUUGUGUUAUUGGUGCGAUGAGAAAUACACAGCUCUCCAUAAAUGCCCGAAUAGACACUUUAUGUUAUUUCAGCUUGAAGAAGACGAAGUUCCUGCUGGGGAACAACAAGCUGCAAUUGAAGAGGAAGUAGAUCCCUUCCUUCAGACCUUGGAGCAACAAGUAACUGACCAUCACCUAUCCUACAAUGCCAUGCAUGGUACCUCUGGUUCGUCCACAAUCCGAAUUCGAGCCCUCCUUCAAGGAUUGGAGGUUCGGGCUCUAUUGGAUGGAGGCAGCUCUGAUAGUUUCCUCCAACCUCGAAUAGCCAAAUUCUUGAACAUUCCAGUGCAGCCUGCCCCUGGUGUGAGGGUGAUAGUGGGAAAUUUUGGCAUCAUGGAUGUUGAGGGUUAUAUUCCUUCUCUGGAGGUCACGAUGAGUGGGUGCAAAGUCACUAUUCCACAUGUCUUUGUGCUGCAUGUGGCUGGAGGUGACUUGGUGAUUGGUUCUCCUUGGCUCAAGCAACUGAAAACGUACAUUGUGGACUAUGAUGCUGCUUUUCUUCGAUUCCUGCAUAAUGGUGAGUUCGUGACAGUGCAUGGUGAGAAGAACCCCACCCCGGAGCAAGCUCAGUAUCACCACAUUCGACGCCUUCUCAACACUAAUGCAAUUGAGGAAGCCUUCACAGUGGAAGUUCAGCAACCUGCACAAAAUACAGCCACUCCCCUGCCAUUUUCCCCUACCAUGGGGCCUGCUUUUGCUGAACUCCUCCAGAAGUACCAAAUAGUGUUUCAGCAACCUACAGGGCUUCCCCCACAAAGAUUGCAUGAUCACUCUAUUCCCUUGGUAGAGGGGGCUGCACCAAUUCGAGUUAGACCGUACCGAUACCCCCACCACCAUAAGACUCAAAUUGAGUGCAUGAUUCAAGAGAUGCUUAAGGAUGGCAUCAUUCAGCCUAGUCGUAGCCCUUUUUCUUCACCAAUCCUUUUAGUAAAAAAGAAGGAUGGCUCUUGGAGAUUCUGUACUGACUAUCGUGCUUUGAAUAAGAUUACGGUCAAGGAUCGCUUCCCUAUUCCCACAGUGGAUGAACUCUUGGAUGAGUUAUUUGGAGCAAAAAUUUUUUCAAAGUUGGAUCUCAGAUCAGGUUAUCACCAGAUUUUGGUGAAGCCGGAGGAUAGAUACAAGACCGCAUUCCGCACACACCAAGGACAUUACGAAUGGCUAGUAAUGCCAUUUGGAUUAACAAAUGCACCAGCCACCUUCCAACAUCUUAUGAACGAUAUCUUUCAGCCAUUCUUGAGAAAGUUUGUCCUUGUCUUCUUCGAUGACAUAUUGAUCUACAGCCCUUCCACUUCUCAGCACUUAGCACAUUUGGAGAUCGUGUUGCAAACAUUACAGAAGGAAUCCUUAUUUGCCAAGCUGUCAAAAUGCUUGUUUGCUGUAUCCGAAAUUGACUAUCUGGGCCACACCAUCACGGAGAAAGGUGUGCACAUGGAAAAGGAUAAAAUUCAGGCUGUACUAGCUUGGCCAACACCUGAGAACCUCAAACAACUUCGGGGAUUUCUGGGGUUGACAGGUUACUAUCGACGCUUCAUCAAAGGCUACGCUUCUCUUGCCUCUCCUCUCACAGAUUUAUUAAAAAGAGAUGCCUUCCAGUGGAGCUCAGUUGCUGCUCAUGCCUUUGAGUCAUUGAAGAAUGCAAUUACUUCAGAACCAGUUUUAGCCCUUCCCAACUUCGAUCAACCUUUUAUAGUGGAAACUGAUGCUUCUAGUACGGGAAUUGGAGCGGUUCUUUUGCAAGAUAAACACCCCAUUGCCUUCUUUUCUAAGAAAUUAUCUACUAACAAACAGCACCAGUCAGCCUAUGCCCGGGAAUUCUAUGCAGUGACUGAAGCGGUAGCCAAGUUCCGCCAUUACUUAUUGGGAAAGAAAUUCAUUAUACGUACAGAUCAGCAGAGCUUAAAGACUCUAGGAGAUCAGACCUUGCACACCCCUGACCAGCAAAAGUGGAUACACAAACUCAUGGGGUAUGAUUUUGAGAUUCAAUAUAAACCUGGUAAGGAGAACACUGCUGCUGAUGCACUUUCUCGCAGCUUCAUGGCUGCUUGGUCUUGCCCAAAACCGGAAUGGUUCAAUACAUUGAAGAGCGAAAUAGAGGCUGACAACGUACUGAGGGAGCUUCGGGAGAAUUGUGAGAAAGGCUCACCGAAAGACCCCAACUAA
This is a messenger RNA of Arachis duranensis, 3129 nucleotides long. RefSeq lists its product as uncharacterized. Lineage: Eukaryota; Viridiplantae; Streptophyta; Magnoliopsida; Fabales; Fabaceae. The coding region runs from base 1 to 3129 and encodes 1042 amino acids. The transcript has a single exon. The record is from RefSeq and is a predicted model, not a curated record.